GAUCUGGCAUUACUGUUUGCGGACAAGUUUUGCAUCGACUUAUAUUUCUGCAAGCGGUCUUUUUCGCAGCGACGAUGUUCUGAAAAUAAUUUUUGUGCAAAUUGCUGAAAAAUAAUCUAAAGUAGAAUUGUGGAGGAAAAUAUAGCACGUAAUUAAUUGAAGCCGUGGAUAGCAGUGAAAAUGUCAAAGAAAAUGUCACGAUACCCCAGCGACAGGAAGGUAUAUGUGGGUGAUUUAGGCAAUAGUGCCAGAAAGAAUGAUUUAGAAUACGCGUUUGGCGCUUAUGGAACUUUACGAAGUGUUUGGAUUGCACGCAAUCCGCCGGGAUUCGCGUUCGUUGAAUUCGAAAGCGCUCGUGAUGCGGCAGAUGCUGUACGCGGUUUAGAUGGACGCACAGUUUGUGGACGCCGAGCAAGAGUAGAGUUAUCUACAGGAAAGUUUGCCGGUGGAGGAAGUGGGCGUGGUGAUCGGCGUAGUAUGCGCGAUCGUUCACGCAGAAACAACUCUGAUGAUAACAAAUGCUAUGAAUGUGGUGGAAGAGGACAUUAUGCUAGAGAAUGUCGGCGUCGUGAUAGUCGACGUGGUAGUCGACGUCGAAGCAAUUCAAGGAGUCGGUCACGUAGUGCUUCUCGCACUCACAGAUCACGUUCCCGAACUGCUGCUUCGGCAAGCCGAUCUCGCAGUCGGAGUCGUUCAGUUUCACCGAAUAAAAGUUCACGUAAGUCUCGUGAUGUCGCUUACAAUAGUAAGUCGCGAGAGAAUGGACGCGGCGCCACAGAGAAUGGUAGCACAUACCAUAGAUAUAGCGAGGACGAGCGCAAUGGUGGCACCGGAGGGGCUUCGCCAUCGCCAAAGCGACGCUACGAUGAUUCUGUAUCGCCGUCACCAAGGCGUAACAUCCCGACAAAACGCAGUCGCCGAGGUGAUUCAACACCAUCACGGUCUAGUUCGCGCAGAGAUUAGCAGAUGAAAGUUGCAAUAGCUGUUAAAGCAACUAAUAGACAUUGAGCUUGAGGGCUCGUUUGCCGCAGUGCAUGAAUAUACAGUUUUACUCCUUUCUCUCAUUUCAAACAAGUCGCUAUAUAAAUCCAAACAGUUGAAAAUAGAAUUCUUGAAAUUCGAUUAUUAUGCCGUAUGUCGUUUUAAGUAGAAAAGAGUUUAAACUUUUAAGAAUACUAUAAACUGGAAGGACUUAUUAUAUUACAUAAGUGGUAAUGCAUUAUUUAUUAUGGAAGCAUAAAAUGAUGCAUUUUCCACAAAACAACAACAGUAACAAAGUCUGACAACAACUAUACGCAGCGAAUAAAAAAACAAGCAACAAGCAAAAAGUUCACACAACUUACAUUUAUAUUUUUUAUUUUAAUAUUUUGUAAGCUACUCAAUUUAAGCAGUAGAUUUAUUGAAUAGGUUAAACUAAAUUUAAGCUCAUUUCAAUUGAAUGAACAUCGGGCCCGAAAUGAUAGUAUUUAUAUUUCAUACGCCAAAUAUGUACUCGCGAGCAACAUUUCUCAUAAUUGCUUUUCGUAUAAAAUUGAUUUGUCAUGAUUUUGUCUUAAAUAUUCAAUAAAUGCUGCACAAAUUGGUUGAUAUAAAAGUGCAUGGAAUACAAAA
Molecule: messenger RNA, 1611 nt
Organism: Anastrepha ludens (Mexican fruit fly)
Lineage: Eukaryota; Metazoa; Arthropoda; Insecta; Diptera; Tephritidae
Gene: x16
Product: serine/arginine-rich splicing factor 3
Exons: 3
Coding region: 181-963 (260 amino acids)
Biological process (GO): mRNA splicing, via spliceosome
Cellular component (GO): nuclear speck
Molecular function (GO): zinc ion binding; RNA binding
Source: RefSeq, a predicted model, not a curated record